This is a messenger RNA of Erythranthe guttata (spotted monkey flower), 915 nucleotides long. Lineage: Eukaryota; Viridiplantae; Streptophyta; Magnoliopsida; Lamiales; Phrymaceae. The record is from RefSeq and is a predicted model, not a curated record.
AUGGCAAUCCAUACCAUCUUCCUCCUUUUCUCUCUCUGCAUUUUAUCAACCUCAGCUUAUGUUUUUAAGAGCAUCGACUGCGGAUCGUCGAAAACAACGUACAAAGACGAAAAUCAGAUCGUGUGGACAGGAGACGAAGCCGACAUGCAAAACGGGGAAUCGAAGGUUGUCGAAGCGAGCAACUCCGUAUCUCCUGUAAUGGACACACUAAGAGUGUUCACUGCUCAUAAAAAGAACUGCUACUCGAUCGAAGCUAGCAAGGGCGAAAGGGUAAUUGUGCGUGCGAGUUUUCUCUACGGGAACUACGACGGGUUGUCUUCGCCCCCGUCUUUCGAUCUCCACUUCGACGGGAACUUUUGGACGACCGUCGACACUUCGGUUACGGAGUAUGUUUAUCACGAGGUGACUUAUGUUACGAGAUUGGAUUAUGUGAGUGUUUGCGUUGCUCAAACAGCACCCCGUCAAUUCCCGUUUAUUUCGGCUAUUGAAGUUCGUAGCGUGGGAUUGACAAUGUAUAGCAAUGGUGAUCAAUAUUAUCCCCUUCAUUUGAUCAAAAGGGUUGCUUAUGGUGCUAGUGAAACUAUAAGGUACAAAGACGACCCUUACGACAGAUUAUGGAUACCAGCAGUAGGCAAAAACGGGCUAAUCAACGUACCAAGCGACACUUCCCUCGCCCCGACAACAGCACUGGACCAACCUCCCCCUGCAGUUCUCCAGAAUGCAGUUACUGCAGUUACACACACGACAACAAUCCCGUUGUUCGUGGCUUCGUUCCCCCGGCCAGUUGGAUUUCUCGUCUACUUGAACAUGUACUUCUCCGAAGUCGCUGAGCUGGACGCAACCACCCAAAAGAGAUCCUUUCAAGUUCUUAUGGAUAACAACCCGCUAUUGAACCAGCCCGUGGGUGACAGGUAA